Molecule: messenger RNA, 2270 nt
Organism: Phalaenopsis equestris
Lineage: Eukaryota; Viridiplantae; Streptophyta; Magnoliopsida; Asparagales; Orchidaceae
Product: NADP-dependent malic enzyme
Exons: 19
Coding region: 282-2060 (592 amino acids)
Biological process (GO): pyruvate metabolic process; malate metabolic process
Cellular component (GO): chloroplast
Molecular function (GO): NAD binding; malate dehydrogenase (decarboxylating) (NAD+) activity; malate dehydrogenase (decarboxylating) (NADP+) activity
Source: RefSeq, a predicted model, not a curated record
AAUGCUGCUUUCUGGUUAAACCCAGUUUCCUCAACACUGUCCUACAAAUUAUAAACAUUAUCUGCAGAAUCUGUGCUGUGAUCAUCUCCCAACGUGGCUGUAUUAUGGGGGCCUGAGAGCGGCCGAUGUUUUAUUUUAUGAUUAUAUUCAUGUAAGUUGAAGGUGUAGCCAAAUCUGAUUGAGUUGUUUUCUUCUUUGGUUGGGUUUGAGGAGGAGAGGGUCGGUGGGAGAAGUAGAGUGUUGGCGGAGAAUUUGUGUUGCAGCGGUGGUGGGGCAUUCCGAUGGAGAGCAUGAUGAAGGAGCGCAGAGGGGACGGGACGUCGGUGCUGGAUCUUGAUCCCAAGUCUGGGGUGGCCGGCGGCGUGGAAGACGUCUAUGGCGAAGAUCGGGCGACGGAGGAGCAGCUCAUCACUCCGUGGACCUUCUCUGUGGCCAGUGGCUAUUCUUUGUUGAGAGAUCCACACCAUAAUAAAGGGCUUGCCUUUGGCGAGAAAGAGAGAGAUGCACACUACUUACGAGGACUCUUACCUCCCGUAUGCAUCAGUCAGGAACUACAGGAAAAGAAACUUAUUCACAAUCUUCGUCAGUAUCAAGUUCCUCUGCAGCGAUACAUGGCAUUGAUGGACCUUCAGGAGAGAAAUGAGAAGCUUUUCUACAAACUUCUUAUAGAUAAUGUUGAAGAGUUGUUGCCAGUUGUUUAUACACCAACUGUUGGGGAAGCUUGUCAGAAAUACGGUGGCAUCUUUAGGCGUCCACAAGGUCUUUACAUCAGUUUGAAGGAAAGUGGUAAGAUCUUAGAGGUAUUGAAGAACUGGCCUGAGAGGAGAAUUCAGGUUAUAGUGGUCACUGAUGGCGAGCGAAUCUUGGGACUUGGAGACCUUGGCUGCCAGGGAAUGGGGAUUCCCGUUGGAAAGCUCUCUCUUUAUUCCGCUCUUGGAGGAAUUCGUCCAUCUGCAUGCUUACCCGUUACGAUUGAUGUGGGGACAAACAAUGAGCAAUUACUGAAUGAUGAGUUCUAUAUUGGAUUGAGACAGAGGCGCGCAACUGGGAAGGAAUAUUCUGAACUGCUCCAUGAAUUCAUGCGCGCUGUUAAGCAAAAUUAUGGGGAAAAGGUUCUCAUCCAGUUUGAAGACUUUGCCAAUCAUAACGCAUUUGAAUUGCUUGCCAAGUAUGGAACAACUCAUCUUGUGUUUAAUGAUGAUAUUCAGGGGACAGCUUCUGUAGUACUUGCUGGGGUUGUUGCGGCAUUUAAGUUAGUCGGUGGAACUAUAGCAGAACACACUUUCUUAUUUUUUGGUGCUGGAGAGGCUGGUACUGGAAUAGCUGAACUUAUAGCACUGGAGAUUUCAAAGCAGGCUAAGGCUCCUGUGGAAGAAACUCGGAAGAAGAUUUGGCUCGUGGACUCUAAGGGGCUGAUUGUAAAAUCGCGCAAGGAAUCACUUCAACACUUCAAGAAACCUUGGGCACAUGAGCACGAGCCUGUUGGUAGUCUCUUGGAUGCUGUCAAUACUAUCAAACCAACAGUUCUAAUAGGAUCAGCUGGUGUGGGCAAGACAUUCACAAAGGAGGUUGUUGAAGCAAUGGCUUCCUUUAAUGAGAAACCAAUCAUUCUAGCUCUAUCAAAUCCGACAUCUCAGUCCGAGUGUACUGCCGAGGAAGCUUACACUUGGAGUAAGGGCCGUGCAUUGUUUGCGAGUGGUAGUCCUUUUGAUCCCUUUGAACUUGAUGGCAAGUUAUAUGUGCCUGGCCAGGCAAAUAAUGCUUAUAUUUUCCCGGGUUUUGGGCUUGGUUUGGUGAUCUCUGGAGCCAUUCGUGUCCAUGAUGAAAUGCUUCUUGUUGCUUCGGAGGCUUUGGCUCAGCAGGUCACCCAGGAGCAUUUGGAUAAAGGUUUAAUCUAUCCUCCCUUCAAAAAUAUAAGGAAGAUAUCCGCCCACAUUGCUGCUAAUGUAGCCGCUAAAGCCUAUGAGCUUGGCUUGGCUACUCAUCUCCCACGCCCGGCUGACCUUGUGAAAUAUGCAGAGAGCUGCAUGUACAGUCCAGUGUACCGAAGCUAUCGCUGAAGUCACACAAAGCUGGAACUCAUCAUAUGCAGCUCUUUCUGUAAGUGUGAUUCCAGCUCUUUCUGUAAGAGCUUUCUUUUGUCUCUAAAUUUAAAUUGGAAUCAAUAAAGGAAACUUAGUUAUUCAUGAUGAUUGUAUAUUCAAUCAACACAAUUCUUAUGUAUUUCCACAUCUAGCAUCUAAACAUUUAAAUUUACAUGUAUAGCAAUC